Messenger RNA from Nomia melanderi (Alkali bee), 6138 nucleotides. Its product is annotated as spondin-1. NCBI's taxonomy places the organism in Eukaryota, Metazoa, Arthropoda, Insecta, Hymenoptera, Halictidae. Gene Ontology annotation, cellular component: extracellular matrix. The record is from RefSeq and is a predicted model, not a curated record. Gene Ontology annotation, biological process: cell adhesion.
GCAACCCUCAAGCUAAAAGCAUCGCGACGCUCGCCGGAGUGACCCGCGCGUGAUACGUGUCGUGAAACCUCUCCCUUCGCGACGCAACGCAACGCAACGCACGCCGGAAACUGGUGAACAUUCGCGACGAACGGCCCACCGCGAAAACAGACGAUCCUCUUGACACGGACGCGAUCAACCGCGAGUUAAACCGCGACCCGGCCUCCCCUGUGUGUGCUUUUAUGUGAGUGUGUUCGGUUUCUCCGCGUUUCUCGUUCGCGGCUGCCACCGAUCCGCUCGCCACAGAGACUGACGGGGAGGCAGCGACCGGCGGGGACUACCGUCGCGCAUCCGGAAUAAGAUGUUCCGCGUGACGUGGCUGCAGUGGUCGACGCUGCUGUUGACGCUGCUGGGUACGCGUCUGGUGUUCGUGGUCGCCCAAUGUGGAUCGUUCGCGCAGGACAGACUGGAAAAAGAGGAUAAACAGGAUAAGCUGGCGCUGUACAAAGUCACUUUAAGGACUUACUGGUCGAGGGCGCGAUUUCCACGUCACUACCCCGAAUGGAAGCCACCGGCGCAGUUCGGCAAGCUGAUCGGCCGAACGCACGACUCCACCUACACGUUGUACAGACUGGGCGAGAGGUUAUCCAGCGGGGCUAGAUUGUACGUGGAAACCGGAAGAACCGACGGCCUCGACGCCGACGGCGAUUCCCCGAAUAGCCUCCACUCGUUCGCCGGUCCUCCGGUGCCCCAAGGGGAAGGAACAAGUAUCGCGAGAGCGUUCCUCGACGGCAAUCACACUCUGAUCAGCAUCAUGUCGCGUAUCAACCCGAGCCCCGAUUGGUUCAUAGGGGUGGACUCCUUCCAGCUGUGCGUCGAGGGGAAUUGGGUGGACACGGUCACCGUCGAGCUGGACCCGCUGGAUGGAGGCACGGAUAACGGGUUCACAUUCACCGCUGCCAACUGGCCGACCCAGCCCCAAGGAAUCGCGUACAGGAUCACCUCGCGGUACCCAGCGCAUCCGGCUGGCAGCUUCUAUUAUCCGAAUCUGCCUCGACUGCCGCCGAUAGCCACGCUCACCUUCACCAAGUUGCGGGAGUACACGCUGACGGAAACGUAUCACGAGGACGACGUCGAGGUGGAGUUCGUCAGCAACGACAAUCUACUAGCGAACAGUGCGACCCCCAGGGGGAUCGAUCCGAACAGGGACCUGAACGAGGCGAUAGCCGAAGAGCGGAAGGAAAUGGACACUCAACGAUACAGGUACUGGACGACGACCGGAAGCGGGCAAACGGUGACGGACGUUCCUCGGGACAACAAGGCGGCCAUCUUAGACAGCAUCGCGUCAUUGUACGCGCUGCAAAGGCCGAGGCUCACACCGACACCCGCCCCGAAGCUCUCGAGAUACGAUGGGAAGACAGGCUGGCCGUAUUAUCAGAAGUACAAGCAGACAGCAGAGGCGCAGAAGGCUCAAAUCUUUGAGGACAUCCAGAGGAAGAUGGCGAACGCGACCAGCGGUAACAGUCUCGUCGGCCAUGCGUGGAAUUCCACUGACAACGCGAACCAACGUCAGCACAGGCUCAGGAUGAAACAUCACCGGCUGACGUCCAAGGGGAAACGUCUCAGAACGCGUCCUCCAAGGGAUUGCAAAGUAAGCGAAUGGGGCCCGUGGAGCGCCUGCAGUCGUAGCUGCGGCGUGGGAGAGACCCAGAGGACGCGGAAGAUCACGAUAAAGCCUCGCCGCGGCGGUUCAUCGUGUCCGCCGUUGAAGGACACAAAAUGGUGCGGCAGCGCGAGCCCAUGCUCCGACGGGAAGUCCAUCGCCGACAGCUACCAGUGGUAGUCGUGGUCGUCGCCGAAACGGUCCCGUGUACACGUGACCCGAGACGGUUCAACCACGGCCGAACCAAUCGAUGGCCUGGUGGUCCCGAUGGGGCCCACGUCGCGGGCCUUCGCGUGUGAACCACACCUAGGCGAGAACGCGCGAUGGAUCGUCAUUUAGUGAUCCCGCUAGAAUGCGUCAAUAACGUUUAUCGUGUAGAGUCGUAGCACCCAGGGAUUUCGUAACGGGACGAGACGACCGGCGUUCUCGAAUUUUCUUUAUUGGAUCACGCGAAUAGUCGUGGAUAUUUUGUAAUAUUCUUGGUGGAGAUGAUUGGUGUGUGCUACGUACGAGGAGCUAUUCUAUGAUCGACUAUUUGGUGGAGGGAUCCCGUUUCAAUUCAUCCCGUCGGCAUUUUCUUUGGAUUUCGUUGCACGGGAGAGGUUCGUGUCGUUUCUUCUUGUAAUUGUUUUAUUAUUAUCAUUCGUUUCGAUCAAUUUUCUCGGAGAUUAGUGGUUAACCGGUGAACACUAUGAAUGUUUGAUAUUCUUGGAUAGAUGGUUUAAUGGGAUCGCAAUCGAAUGAUUUAUUUCGAAGGAUUUUCUCGUUUGGAGACAGUAAACGGAGACAAUAGAGAAUUCGUGAGUUUAAUGAAUUUAUCGGUAAUACCCUUUAAAUCUAGGUCUAAUACUUCUCCGCGAAUGUUCUCAAACAUCCAGCGACUGGCCGCAAAAUAAAAGUAAAAACAGAAGAAACCUCGUUCAUAUAAAUCCUCUUUUAACCCUGUGAAAAGGCAGUUUUUUGAAAAAGUUUCACGUGCGUCCUCCGCGAGAGUUAACGGUUGCGCUUUUAUUUUUUGCCGGGGAUACAAAUUAAACGGUAUGAGCACACAUAAAAUCUACUUCAGCCAUUUUUGUCUUCGCAGUGUAAAAAACAAAUUACCCCGCGUUUAACCGGGAACUUUUACUCUCAAAGAACCGUGCAUUGCCCUCGUGAAAAGGGAAUAUAAAGGGAGACACUUUCGAGAACAGAGAAUAGCCGAAAGAGAAAUAAAUAACAAUAAAAACAACAAUUAAAGUGCUCGUGGAAGGAUAUAAAUAUUAAAUAUAUUAAACACUACAAACCACGUUACAAUUUUACGAAACGGCACGAACUUCUUAGACAAUCCAUUAUCAUGGUGACCGUCGAUCGGAUUGAUACGAUUGUUCCCUUCCUCCUCAGUCAUCUAUCAACCGAUCGUCGACUUCGAUAUUCCCCGAACGAACCCAGAGAAUCCCAAGAAUCGCGUCUUAUCAUUACUUCCGAUCGAGCUUGCACAACCUCAGUGCGCUUUAACCUUUCGCACUCGAAGAACGCGACUCGCAAUCGCCAUUCGAUCCGACGAAAACUAUAAACCACAAUCUACAACAUCAAAUUCGAACAUAAUAAUCCUAGAAACACGAAACUCAAAAUACGAAUAUAAAACGUUCAAUCGAAAAUCAUAAAGUACAAUCAGCGAUUCCAUAGAUAUUUCAUUAAAAAAUAACCCACGCAAAAAUCUUUCGAGUGCAAAGGCUUAAUCCGUUUACCCAGCCACGAGUCUCGAACUUCUUCCAAUCCCUCUCACCCCCGAUGCCGGAACCGGAAGAAGACCUCCCCUGUCGCACGCAAAAUUUCCGGAAGUGUUCUCGAGACGAUCGAACCGGAUUACCCGGUCGAUGUACGCGAACGAAUUCCCGUGCGAGAUCCUGCGGGGCCGUGCCGCAGUUCCCGGGCUCCCCGGAUAUCCGACCGAUCCGGUCGCGAGAACUCGAACAAGAAGAUAAAGAAGCAGAGGAAGAAGAAGAAGAAGAAAAAGCGGAAAAAGAAGGUGAGAGUUUCCCGAAGGCGCGAAAAAUCGCUGGCAAUUCCCCGAGGCUUAAAGCGUUGAACGCAAUUAGCCCGUUCGACUCGCGCCGACGAACGUCCGAGCGCCUGUGUUCAUCUACACGCGCGGGAAACGGUUACGUGCGCGUGUAUAUACGCGCGAGGAACAAAGAGCCCGAACCGAUCGAUGGGGAAAGUUUCCCGAAGGAAUUCAACGGGUGGCCGGUGAGUCGAUCGACGGUCUUAGAAGGACUUUGCCCGUGUUCCCGGAUAAAUCCGACUCCGCUGCGUCCGCGACCCGGUCGCUCGCGAUGUUCGAACCUGAAAUUCUGGUAAAUCGGACGCUGUAUCGGUUGUACACUCGUUCUCGGCGGAAUUAGAAUCGGGAUCGAGCUGAUCGCGGUUCAUUUCGAGUUCAACCCCUUGCCCUAUGGUUUAUUUCUCAACUGAUGAUCCAUUCAGUUACGGUAGUAAUUUAUUAGGAAACGAAGAGAUCUUGCCUAUUCUAUGUGUAUGUUUAAUUAAAAGGUUGAGGACCGAUAAUAGAAAAGUAAUAUUUCAUUUAUGUUUUAAAAAAUUGAAUAACACUUAGGUUUGUCGAAUUCACCUUGGAAUUUUCGUUACGACUCUGACGCGUAUUGCAGGUGAAGGGAUUAAGGAAGCUGAAUUUUGGACUUUGAUGAAAUAGAAAGUCAUUGGCUCGUGUAUCUUCACCAGGAUAUAGAUGUUUAGUGAGUAAUUUAAAAUUGCGAUUGAAGAUGUUUCCUUGGGUUUCUUAUCUGUCGAACCUCCUGAACUGUCAGUGGUAUUAUCUCGUAAAUUUAAGUAUCAAGCGUCAUCAGUGCAUAGGAAAGGCGUGUAAUCUCUAUUCAUCCGCAGUUCCUUUAAACUACUCGAACAUCUGAACUCUUUAUCAUCGUAGAAUUACAUGGUUACAAUAAUCACGUCUCACUAGCAUCGAACACCAGCUUGAUCUCGUUUCAACAACCAGCAGUCCAUAAACAUCUGUCCCGAGUUCCCCGAUGAAAAGACGCAAAACUUCCCCGGAAAAUUGGCCCGAUCUCCUAUUUUAAUGCGUCUCACACAAAUGCAAAUUGCAGGAGCUCGUAAAGUCCGAACUCUCGAAACAGUUCAGGGUAAAUCCUGUGCAAAUCGAAGGGAUCGGCUCGAAUGCCCGUAGGAACACGGGGCGAAAUGGAAUCCGAGCCAGUGACCCGAAAUUUACGGACAGCCGUGCGUCUUCCUGCCCCUUUAUUGGCGCCGCGAUUCUUGGUCGCCUGUUCCAUUAACCCUUUAACCGAGUCCGGCGGCCGCCUUUUGAAGCCGAAGUUCGCCGCGCACCGCCGGUCGAGCGUUAUCGUCCGGCCCGGAUUAUCGACGUAACUCUCUUCGGAAUUUCUUCCUCGUUAAAACCGUAUCGAGGAUAAUUUAGCGGAUGGAGAGCGACCGGGAAUCCCCAUUGUCCCGCCGCGGAACGAGUUUACCCGGUCGGAGGGUCGGGCCGCGCGCCGUGCUCGAAUCAAUUUCGUCCCGAAACCUUUUCGAUAUUAUCUCGAUCGAGAGGUUUCCGAAAUGAAACGAAAACAAUACGUUCCCGCGAAGCGUUUUCGUGGCUUUCUAUUACGGCUCGAUCGGAAUAGCUUUCUUCCCGGCGCACCGAAUCGGUUCGCAGUGAACACACGAAGUCUGCGAGCGGUUUUAAGAUGGCGGACGCGGCGGCCAUUGAUGCGGGGGAAUUAUUUGUAAUUACGUUGAGUUACACUUGUUUGCCAGUGGAAAUUAUUACUGGGAAAUGUAUCAGGUUGUUCAAUCGAUGAGGAAGAUUCGUAGAAUGUCAGGUUAUAAUGGAGAUUCGAUGAUUCUAACCUUAGUUUGUUAUGUCCGCCAUCUUGGAGAGUAUCAGAGAUGUUCAUCCUUCGUAUGAUUUUCUUGUUCUACGUCAUCCUUCGUGCAUGGAUUCAGAUAACGAGUGUUCCCAAAUUAUCCGGGGAUGUUGAAUAAUUUGGAAUUAAUAGAGGAAGAGGAGGAUCACGGAAGAAAGCGAGGAACAAGUCGGUCACCGUGCAAAGGUUCAACUUCUUUUCCUUUUGUUUCGCCCGGCAGUGCUACGAUGCCCGUUCUCGUGGCGCGAUAGGGAAAAUUUUUACAAACCAAAAAAAAUGAUAUCAUCAGGUACGUCUUAGGUGAGUGUAUUAUAUCUUAGGCGUAAAUUUAACGAUAAUAAUUAACAACUAACGUUCAAUCGUAACUGGUUAAUUGAUUAGGCUCGUACUGUGGCGCCGUAGCGUGCGGCUGGUCCUGUUUCCCCGGAUUUCGCGGUUUGUGCAGCGUUCCAGCUUGAAGUUCGGCGAAAGAGACAAAUGAAAUUUCCGCGGGAAUGAGUCUCCGUUCUCGAAGCAGACGGUUUAAGGGGCAAGAACUCGCGGUCUCUCGUUUAAUCCGGAUUUCUGCCGGCGAGAUAUCGAGUGAAGCGCGACGAAAGGGAUGCUGCG